This is a messenger RNA of Chara braunii, 1012 nucleotides long. NCBI's taxonomy places the organism in Eukaryota, Viridiplantae, Streptophyta, Charophyceae, Charales, Characeae. The record is from the annotation of a GenBank genome assembly.
CGGGAAAGUGACAUCUUUUUGUUGGUUGUGGCCUUUUUUUUUUGUCAGAUUGCCUAUGGAGGUGUUGUGAUGGCUGGAUUGUUUUUCCCAAGGGAACCUUUUUUAUCUUCGCGAAAUGCAGCUGCUCUGAAUGUCCCCCUACUUGCCGUUACAGGUUUGCUUCAGAGGUAUUUGGCUAAAGAACAGCAAUGUCAACGCCGGAUGGGAUACUUGCGGUUCUGUCGACGUAUGGAGUUGAUUGUGCAGCUUCCGUUUACAGCGGUGGCGACUGCAAACUCACUCCCUCUCAAUCAGGAAACAGCGCCGCGCUCUUGAUGGUUCUCUGGUCUCCACCACAUUAUGACUCUCCUGAUACUCAGUGGCCCCUCAGGUCCGUGCUCCUGGCUGAGGUAUUCACCGUCUCAACUCUUCUUGUAUACUAUACAUGGAAUGUGCAAGAACACCGGAAUGUGGACAAGCUUCCUGAUGUGCACCAGUCACUGACUUCAGCUUUGCGUGCUAGUGCCCCACUUGACAAUUGCAGGUAUGAUGAUGGAGAUCUUGCGGAACGACAAGCCGAACUCAUCCGCUUCCAGCAAGAUAGUGUGCGUCAUCUCAGCAGAGAGAUUCUACGAUUGCAAGAGCGACUAAGCAAGUACGAGUCUUCGGAAGAUGGAGGGAAUACGAGGGAAGAUAUGGAGAAUAUUCUUGCUGCUAGAGAACAGUCGGUGGGAGCUCUCACAGCGGAGCAUGUGGAUGAAAAUGCUCGGCUGCGAGCUAUGCUAGACGAAUGGAGUGCACGGAACGCAAAGAUGGAGAUUGCAUACGAGCAGGAGAAGCGGCGCUACAACGAACUACGGAGAAGAGUGGCAGCUUCAGCUUCUUCCUCUGGAUUAGCCCGGAAGCCCUCAUCAUCGACCAGUCUGGCCACGCCAUCGCUCGCACAAUCGCCUCCUGUCUCAUGAUCGGAAAGGGAUCGUCAACAUCACAAACACAGUCGUUGCAUUCUCGAAUCUAAACACCGCAUUUUGUC